Messenger RNA from Aureobasidium pullulans EXF-150, 1170 nucleotides. RefSeq lists its product as uncharacterized. NCBI's taxonomy places the organism in Eukaryota, Fungi, Ascomycota, Dothideomycetes, Dothideales, Saccotheciaceae. The transcript has 2 exons. The record is from RefSeq and is a predicted model, not a curated record. The coding region runs from base 97 to 1020 and encodes 307 amino acids.
UUGCUAUCUUCUGCGUUAUUGUCGCUGAAACGUCUUGUUCUUCGUUACGAGCAUAUUUGUUGAAUAUACUUAAUACAUCUGAUACCUAUCAUAACCAUGAAGACUGGACUUGCGUUUUCGGUAUUGCCGCUGCUUGCGAUGGGUCAAAGCAACGUUACUGCAACGAUCGACAUCCCUCCCAGCUCAACUCUCGCGGUCGUCAUCCCCAUCAUCACCACACAAACCACCGACUUCACAACCAUAACCUCCUGCGCUGCUUCCAUCGCCGGCUGUCCUGCCUCCUCUGCUGCCUCUGCAGUCGCUACAACCAAUGCUCUUUCCAUCCUCUCUUCAGCACUGGCGACUUUCCCGUCCUCACUCCAAACAUACACUUUCUCAGAAUACAGCAGGAGUCAGACGAAUGUUGCACCUAGCCCUAUUGGACCUACGACUGCAAGCUCGAGCGUGACUCAAAGUCAGAGCACUGGAGCAGCAGGAAGUACGAUCACAGCAUCUACAGUUGUGGUCAGUAGUGGUCAGACUGUGACAUUGCUGUCGAGUGGAGGCAGUUUGAUCUCUUUGACCACGGCUACGAGCACGGCUGCUGCAUCUACCACUGUCACGACAUCUGGGUCUACGGUUGUGGUUCCCGUGUCCAGCCAGAGUGGAAGCAGUGUCGCAUCUAGCAUUGCUUCCUCAAUCGCCAGCUCUGUCUCUUCUUCGGCAGUUGUGUCCACGGAUACUUUGACCACUUUGACGACGAUCACUUCUUUCACGACAUCAGGAAGUGCCGCUGCGUCCCCAACACAAGAGCAAAGCUCGACGUCUGAAUCUGCUGCUGCUGCUUCUUCAUCCGCGGCGUCGUCUCAACAGACAACAUCGGCACCGGCAUCUAGAACAUCGACGGCAGCUUCGAGCAGGACCUCUUCCGUAACACCUGCUUCUACCACUGCAGCUCCACCUGCCAGCGCUGGUUCCAUGAUCGUUCCUUCCUAUGGUUUCGCUUUAGCCUUUGCCCUUUUCUGCGGCGUCCUGGUCUAAGAGCUCUUUGACUGAGCGAUGUUUCUUUUUUGAGGUUUCGAGGAUAACAACCUGACGUGUUUGGGACGAUUUGGAAUGAUGUUGAUGUUGAUCUUGAUGAGUUCUUGAGGAUGAUUACGAAUGAUUUAUGAUUGAUGUGGGUUGGAAAGU